Molecule: messenger RNA, 1950 nt
Organism: Rotaria sp. Silwood2
Lineage: Eukaryota; Metazoa; Rotifera; Eurotatoria; Philodinida; Philodinidae
Source: the annotation of a GenBank genome assembly
AUGCACUGGUUUCCUGUGUUGUUUUUCCUUGGCACAGUAGCGCUGAUCGUUGACAUUACUACACAAGAAGAUUCAGAGAGUUCUAUAAUUGCUGGUAAUAACUCACAAAGUGCUAAUAAAAAUAUACAUACAGAACAAAUCAUAGCAAGUGAUGUAGGUCGGUUUCAAUAUCAAGAUGGUGAAGUUACUCUGUUUCAAAAUCAACGGAAGCUAUCCGAUUUUUUCUUUACACCGUUUCCACAUAUCGAACCAAAUUUAACUGAUUGUAACUAUAAUCAUUUCAGUGGUCAUACCGAACUCACCUUAGUUGUUUCGCUCUAUACUAUAAAUUUACUUGAAUCUGCUAAACAUUAUAUUAAAAACCAGAAUUAUACUUGUCAUACUGAACAUUGUGGAGUUUCACUUUUGCCAAUACACUCCAUCCGUCUCAUUCAAAAAGGACUUCGAACACCUGAGUCUAAAAAUGAAUACACAUUGGAUAGUGAAUGGCAUAGUAAUACACAGCUUCGACAAACGAUUGAAUUUAUUAUUUACACGUCUAAUAUGCCCAUUUGUGAAAGCUUAAAAACUUCAAUCAUGUCACGCUGCCGUCUAUCGAAUUUUGAAGUUCAAUAUUCAUUACAGGGUCAACAGACAGUAACUCGAACUCUCGAAGUGACCACUGAACAUGUAAUGAAAACUUCAAUGUACAAUCAAAUAACGUCUCAAAUCCCUUCCGAUUAUCAAGACACAGUCGCUUUGACUGGCAAUGACUAUAAAAAUUUCUUGAGUGAAAUCAUGGAUCAAAUUACAAUGAAUAUACGAGUUGAGGAAGGUUAUGAAGGCAUGCAAGAUCCAGUUGGAAUCGAUCGAAUACUUGAUGGUCAACUGCAGUAUAAGCAAGUUCAACUGACAACCGUUAAUGAUCGACUUUGGGAAUCACUGUAUUGGACGCCUGAGUUAACGCGACCCGAUCGGUUGUCGAAAAUUCUGAAUAAAGUUAUAAAACAAGAUGCCACUGACCCGGACAAAUUUCACUACGAUUAUUCGCAGGCAGAUAAAGCUAUAAAACAAGAUUUAAAACUUGAUGAACGACAAAAACUUGACAAUUUUCAAAAAAAUUUAACGGCAGAAUCUAAACAGACCACACAUACAAGCGAUAUUGACAGUCAUGUUGGGAUUGAAUCAAGUAGCAGCUUCUUAGGCCUAAUCUCGGGAAGUAUGGAAGUCAAUACAGAUGUUAGUGUUUAUAAUCAAGAUACGAACAAUGAAAGCUCGGUGAAGGAUGAUGCAAUUCACUACAAAACAGAUAUGAACCAACUCAAUAGCACGAAUAAUGAGAGAAAAAAUGUUUCAACAACCAUUUUAGAACGAACAGAUGCGGAAAAGUUGGUUCGGUAUUUGUCCAAUCAUGUUGAAAUCGAAGGUGACAUCAUAAAACCAAAACCAAUCGAUGUUAUACUCGUCAAAGUUGGCAAGUUAAAAUCUAGUACAAAGCUGUUUUCAAAUUCUGUCUUAGUAAAAACUCGAAUGAACAUACACGUUCUACCACUUCGCUGUUCAUCUGAAUAUCAUGAUCGUUUGCUGGCAAACGGUUGGCUUGCAGAAAAAUACCAUCGCUUAUCGACUGAUGUUGAUGCAAUGCGCAAUGAACUGAAGGUAACGCGUAAUGAACUAAAUGAGAUACGCAAUGAACUAAAUGAAAGACACAAAGAACUGAAUGAGACGCGCAAUGAACUGAAGGUAACGCGUAAUGAACUGAAUGACGCGCGCAAUGAACUGAAUGAGACACGCAAUGAACUGAAGGUAACGCGCGAUGAACUAAGUACAAUGAAUUCAACAAUAACUCAAAUGGGGAAUCAAUUGGUUCCAGAAAAAACAGGUAUUUCUUUCACUAUCAAAUGUCUUUUUUUAACGGUAGAGAAAGCUAUCUUUUUAAUGGAAAACGAUUGUUUCCAUCAGUUCUGUUAA